Messenger RNA from Aspergillus thermomutatus, 1470 nucleotides. RefSeq lists its product as uncharacterized. The record is from RefSeq and is a predicted model, not a curated record. Lineage: Eukaryota; Fungi; Ascomycota; Eurotiomycetes; Eurotiales; Aspergillaceae. Bases 1 to 1470 code for a protein of 489 amino acids. The transcript has 5 exons.
AUGCUCAGGAGAUGGACUGGGUACUCUGCCCAGGAUCCCGUCAAGGAAGACAAGUUCGAUCCUAGGGUGCAUCUCCGUUAUGUUCCACCUCAAAAGAAGAUCACGAUGCAGGAGUUGCUCUUGCAUCCGAGUCCAACCGCGUCUCCUGUGGCAGGAACGACCCCUUUCCCUUUACUGUCACCGAGAGGCGUGAGGGCCUAUCGAAAGGCUCUGUUCCAGCAGGAGGUGAUGGAUAAUUGCGCAAGCUCCCCGUUUCCGGGCACUCUGGUUCUUCGUGACGCAGUCAAGCAUUCCCAGUUCAUCAGGGAAUUCUGGACGCACCCCGAAACAAUGAGAAUCGUCUCUGACGCGUCCGGUGUACCUUUGGAAGUCGUCAUGCCUACCGAGAUUGGGCAUACGAACAUUCAGGUGGAAGGAGCCACGAUAUCAGAAAUGACGAGGAAUCUCCAGGUUGAGCCGUCGGGAGAAAAACUGGAUCUAAGCCCCGAAGACAAAGCUUAUGAUCCCUUGAAAGCGAAAAGCUCCAUCAUUCCCUGGCACUACGACUCUUAUCCGUAUGUCUGUGUCUUGAUGUUGAGUGAGACCGACGGGAUGGUUGGAGGAGAAACUUAUAUUAAAAAGGGGAAUGGCGAAGCUCUGAAGGUCGAGGGUCCCCAAAUCGGUCAUGCAGUGAUGCUCCAAGGAGGCGAAGUCGAACAUCUGGCCGCUCGCGCGAAAGGGGUGAGGGAGCGCAUAUCCACCAUCACGUCGUACCGGUCAAGGCUGCCGAAUGUUUACGACUCCAGCUACCUUACCAACGUGCGGCCGUAUGCGGAUCUGGAUUCUCUCUACCCCGAAUGGGCCCAGUACCGCCUGCGAAAGCUGAGGGACGAAAUCACCCACUAUCUCCACAAGGCUGAGAAGAAAGAGGACUCUUCCUUCCAACGAGAGGAGCUGCAGAGCAUCAUCGACCAGCAGAUUGAUUACUUGCAACGGACCUCUCGGCAAAUGGUCUCCCCGGCGUAUCGGGAUCAAAUCCAGAACAAGUAUGGCAAAGGAGCAUACUACGAUGUGUUAGCAAUCUGGGAAACCGUCCAAUCUCUGCCAGAAUUUGAGAGACUUGCCUCUUCCACCGACCAGAAUAGACUCUGGAUGCCGGAGAGUGCCUAUUGGAUCGACCUCCAAACGUCGCUCGAGACGAUCCAAUACGCAGGUAUCCUCAGACGUAACGCCACUGGAGGCGCAGCUCUACCAAAAGUCUCGGUAUCCGAAUCCUUCGAAGCCCACCGACAAUGGCAGCUGUUCACGUCUUCGCCCGGGAGGGUUCUGCAACAUCCAGGUGCAGGCUUAAAGCUCCAGCCUAGACAUCUCAACAGAAAUCCCUCGAUGAAGCUGCCGACAGGGAAAGGUUUCACUUUCGCCUUGACUUCAGACCUGGACCUUCGCCAGGCGCUGCUGAGCGGAUACGAGCCACACCCGGUGCCUCGAUGA